Gavia stellata (red-throated loon) is the source of this 846-nucleotide messenger RNA. RefSeq names its product RING finger protein 223 (gene RNF228). The transcript has a single exon. Gene Ontology annotation, molecular function: ubiquitin protein ligase activity. Gene Ontology annotation, biological process: protein ubiquitination. NCBI's taxonomy places the organism in Eukaryota, Metazoa, Chordata, Aves, Gaviiformes, Gaviidae. Bases 1 to 846 code for a protein of 281 amino acids. The record is from RefSeq and is a predicted model, not a curated record.
AUGGCCGAGCCGGCGCAGAAGGGCGGCGUAGGGCAAGGCGGGCGGCGGGAGGAUGAGGCGGCGGCGGCGGCCGCCCCCAGCUACGAGGACUACGAGUGCAAGAUCUGCUACAACUACUUCGACCUGGAGCGGCGGGCGCCCAAGCUGCUGGAGUGCCUGCACACCUUCUGCCAGGAGUGCCUGAGCCAGCUGCACCUGCGGGCCGCCCAGCAGCCCUCCGCCGCCGAGCCGGGGCCGGGGCCCGGGCGGUCGGCCGGCGGCUCCCUGGCCUGCCCGCUCUGCCGCCACCGCACGGCGCUGCCCGACCACCGCGUCCACGGCCUCCCCGUCAACACCAAGCUGGCCGCCGCCUGCCCGCCGCAGCUGCGGGCCCGCGACCCGCUGCCCCAGGACAGCCUGCCGCCGCUGCCGCCUCGCCGCCCGCCCCGCGCCCGGGAGGCGGCGGCCGCCCUCGCCCCGCCGGCCCCCGCCCCCGCCGGCCGGGCCGGGCCGCGCUCCUCGGGCGGCGGCUACGAGAGCUGCCAGAGCUGCAAGCGGGCGGCGCUGAGCGCCGGCUGCGUGUGCGUCGUCGUCUCCUUCCUCUCCAUGGUGGUGCUGCUCUUCACCGGCCUCAUCUUCGUCAACCAGUACGGCGGCGACGCCGGGCCCGGCGCCUCGGCCUCGCCGUCGCCGGUGGGGCCCAUCUGCCUGUCGGUGGCCAGCAUCCUCGCCCUCUUCUCCGUCGUCGUCACAUGGCUCAUCUGCUGGCUCAAGUACCGGCCCGAGGCGGCGGCGGCGACCGGCGGGGCGACCGCCAACGGCACCCCGCGGGGCCGGGCGGCGGCCGCCCGCAGGAGCGACACGUAG